This is a messenger RNA of Hylaeus anthracinus, 7211 nucleotides long. RefSeq names its product glypican-6 (gene dlp). Gene Ontology annotation, cellular component: cell surface; synapse; extracellular region. NCBI's taxonomy places the organism in Eukaryota, Metazoa, Arthropoda, Insecta, Hymenoptera, Colletidae. Gene Ontology annotation, biological process: regulation of protein localization to membrane; cell migration; regulation of signal transduction. The transcript has 8 exons. Bases 276 to 2090 code for a protein of 604 amino acids. The record is from RefSeq and is a predicted model, not a curated record.
CGCCUCAGUGCGUCUCGAGCCACCGUGGGGGAGAUAUCGCAUCGUGUUGCUUCCUCUUUCACAGAAAUUGUCAGCGGUUCCGUUCAACUCGCACCACAUUUUCACGGAUACCAUCGUGGCGCUGUGCGUUUCGAAUUGUCAAACGUGCUCGCCAAACCAAGUGGCGUCCUCGAAUUUUUCAUUAUCCCGCGAAUGUACAGACCCAAGUGCCGGGUUACGCGUACCUGCCGUGCUAAUUCGUGAGUGUGCCGCGUGUGAUUUCGACGAGAAUAAUUAUGAGUGGCGUGCUGUCGAUGUUGUGUGUUAUCCUGAUUCUUAGCGUCGCGACGACAACGGUACGCGCCGGAUUAAAAUGCGACGCUGUCAAACCGUACUUCGAGUCCCAAGGCUUUCCUGCCAGUGACAUACCGAAGGAGGCGAUUUCAUCAAAGGAGCUGAAAAUAUGCGGCAGCGUGAGAAGCGGCGGAGAGGUCUGUUGCUCCGCGGACAUGGAAGUGAGACUGCAGGCGAGGGCACGUGACAAACACGAGAAAGCCACCAAAGAAACUCUUCAGCGACUGCAUCAGGUCCUGUCGACGAGAGGGGCCAGAUUUCACAGUUUCUUCAAGGAGCUCCUGGCAGCCAGCAAGAGGGGCUUUCACGAAAUGUUUAAGAAAACCUAUGGACUUCUAUAUGAACAGAACGCAUACGUGUUCACGGAUCUGUUUAAGGAACUAGAGAAUUACUAUGGCAAGGGGACGGUUGACCUCGACGACGUAAUGGACAACUUUUUCAACAUCCUUUACCAGAAGAUGUUCACGGUGCUCAACAGCCAAUACGACUUCAAUGCAAAGUAUUUGGAGUGCGUCGGGGACCAUAUGAAAGAGAUGAGACCCUUUGGUGACGUUCCUCAGAAGCUGGGGGUGCAGAUUAAGAGAUCCUUCGUCGCAACCAGGGCCUUCAGCCAAGCCUUGACUGUCGCUGCGGACGUCCUGAAGAGUAUGCAAUCGCUGAAACCGUCCGUGGACUGUGCAGCUGCACUUACCAGGAUGACAGUCUGUCCUUCCUGCAGCGGGAUAACUGGUAACGUGCUGGCGUGCGCCGACAUGUGUACCAACGUGAUAAAGGGUUGCUUGGCCCAGCAUGCGGCUCUGGACGCUGAAUGGAAUCACUUCGUCGAGGCUGUAGACAAGGUGGCGGAUAGACUGUUGGGUCCCUUCAACAUCGAGAUGCUGGUGCGACCCAUCAACCUGAAGAUAUCUGAGGCGAUAAUGAACUUCCAGGAGAACAGCCACGAUGUGUCCCAGAGGGUGUUCACCGGUUGUGGUAGGCCUGUCCUGGGUAGACGUAGACGCAGGGACAAUAGGGAGCUGAAGCUCGAGUCGUUGAACUUUGAUCAGGAGACGCCGACGGAGGACCGUGCCUCGACUGCUGCAAUUCUAGACAACCUCGUGAAAGAGAUACGACAGAGGGUCAGGGAUUCCCGUCAGUUUUGGAUCUAUCUGCCCUAUAAGCUCUGCAACGACGGCCUGGUGGUGCCACCCAGUAACACGAAGGAGUGUUGGAACGGCACUCAUGUGGACAAGUACAUAUACCCUGUAUCACCUAGUGGGGAGACUCAGAUACUGAAUCCUGAGGUACGGAGCACGGGGCCAAGGCCAACUAUCGUGAAGGAUCAGAUUUAUGCGCUGACGACCAUCACGAACAGACUGAAAUCCGCGUUUAAUGGACAGGACGUUGAUUGGAUAGACACAGAGGAGACGGACUGGACCGGUUCAGGAAGUGGAUCUGGCGGUAGUACGGACGAGGAGAGUCCGCUAACCGACGAUGAGGAUGGUUUCAAGGAAGGUUCAGGCUACGAGCCAAAGUCCUCGCCGACGGAGACGCCGAAGCAGUCACGGCCAGAUGUUAACCGGGAGGUUGUACCUCCACGGGUCGACAACGUCCCGAACACUGUCAGCAACAACAACAACAACAACAAGAGCAACGGGACGUCCACCGUGGACAGCGGCGCGAGCAGACAGAAGAUGUCCCUGUCGCAAGCUCUGACGACGUAUCUAGUUCCCAUCGUGGUUAUGUGGUUCGGUGGCUGCCUCACCGAGUGGCUGUGAUCAUGUGGUUUCUCAGAACAACUUGCUACGAUGUAAAUAAUUCCUUCCGACCGUUCGCGUCCUCGACGUGGUCGCAUGGAGGAUUCCCCGUUGGCGACCAGUUGAGAAGACAUUGAUCACGGUUCGACGACGCGUGUUUCUCCCAAAGGGUAACCGGAUACGCGUUCCUGAAGACGUUCCACGGAGAACGCUCUGUUGGCCAGAGCCAUUCGUCGGCCACAGGCCAACGUGAAUCGACCUUAACCGCCCAGGGACUGUACAGUCUGUCCUGGGGUGGCGAGAAGACUGGGACUCUCAUCGCUAGCCAAUCGGGGAACCGAUUUUCGAGAACGUUUCACGACUGACGAGCGUGCCUUCAGGACGAGUGGCAUGGUCGGCUAGAAUUGUUAGGAUUCGAGACGUUCCCAGCUUCCCUGGGUCACUGCUUACCACGUCAGAAUUGGGUGCAAUUUGCCAGAGUAUGUCGAAUAUUGAGUGGCUUAAUUUGGUAGUCUUGGAGUUGUACAGGUAAUUUAAGUUGAGGACCACCAUAAGUUUAUACAAGUAGACUGCUUCAGUAAUAUACUGCGUAGCUCCAAGAUGUGUUUCUUUGGUAAUUUAUAUCUCCAAUAUUAUCGAGUUAUGCUCAAUAUUUUACAUACAAUCACAGGGACCUGUGACCUACUAUCGUGUGUAUUUAGGUUAAACUUGGAAGGAGACUUCAUUGUACACAUUUUAUUCUACCUAUCAAAAGCAGAUUUAUUUCUUGAUCAUCGAUACAUCCAUGAAUAUUUGUUACUGUAAUUAUUUGGAAUUGAGAAUUGUGCCAGGUUCUUUCUCUCUAAAUUGUGCCAUAACCCUAAUAAGACCAAGAGUCUUUAUUUAGACUACGCUAUGAUCUUGAAGAAGUUAAGAAUCAUCACGAAUGAACAUCAUGGCACAAAUUCUAUAACAUUUCUUUCCAUAAAUGCUUGGUUAUUUACAAAAGUAUGAGUAUGGUUAUGACUAACCCAGCUUCUUGGAAAUUAAAUUCGUCAAUGGACUUCAAAGUAAAACUGGACAAGAGUUCAAUUAUUCUCAACCAUACUAAUAUUUUACAAGAGUUUUUCCUAUGAUGAUGACAUUAUACUCGAUUGCUUAGCAGUCAAAGCUAUCCUCAAGAACAUUUUUUUCAACAUUGAAUGAAAUCGAUCAAUUCUAUUGUAACUAACGCGUGUGUAGGGUAUCCAUUGCUCGAGUUCUCUUUAGGUGUUGGGAAAUGACUAGGGUAUUUGCAGUGGCGUAGGUGAAGCGAGUACUAGACGAGGGUCUCGAGGGCAUCGAAUAUACGUAAAGACAGAACAGAGUAUACAAGAGGCACAAGGACUGAUUAUCGAGCGUCGUAUUUCCUUUCCAGCUGCUUCCCUAAACACUGAACGUUUGUAAGAUUUAUGGCUAGAAGGGAAAAGGUUCGAUCGACCAGUCGCGACUCGUAACUCACAAGUUGCGACUGGUCAAAAGAGCGGAGAAGAAAGAAUUUAGUAGGACGUAGUAGGGAUCCCGAUUACACGGGAUAACGAGUAAAAUUACGUUUAUUUUUUACUUGUACAAAAAACUUAACGAUAUUCCUUAUUUUUAUUCGUAGAACCGUCUUGUCGAUCGGUGGCGUUUAGCACAUCGACUGCCACGACAAUCGUUCACGACAGGGGUGGACAGAAUUUUUAUUUAAAUAUAAAUUUAAAGAUGAAACGAUUUUAAAUAAAAAUUCAACUUUGGAUUGCAAAACGACAUUAUAUCUCAUAUUGAUGGAAUGAAAGCUCAAUUCAGUCAAAUAAAAUUCUGUCUACCUCUGGCUCACGAAUGAUAUUUAAAUUGUAAUCUUUUGCGCUUCGAGAUCUUUUUUUAAUACGAGCGACUUCAAGGAAAUUUUACGGUGCCUUCUGGAAAUUAAAAUCGUUCGUUUCCUCGUGGAAAUUUGUAAACGCUUGUAAGGUAAAUUUUAUUUAUUGAUUAUGUUUAUUUGGUUUGCAUUGACAUAAAUGAAACUUGACCUGAGUUGUGAUACGUAAUACUACCACGUAGCGGUGCCAGUAAAGUGCAAAGGGUUAGGGUCGUAAGGAGCCACGUUAAUCGUACACGAAUGAUGUCUCGGUUUUUAAUUCGUAGGAAUUCUAAUUGAUAUGAAAUUAUGGAAAAUCUUGGGAUGCACAUCGGGGGAAAUUUGUAUAAAAUCGUUUGGGCUGUCAACGUGUUAAGGAAGUUUGUGAAAGAUUGAUCGUACAAUGAGAUGUAAAUAAGAGGAGUGGGCGUGCGAUAGAAGAUAUAUGAAAUUUAUUGACCAAUGUAUGAAUAAUUACAUCCUUGCUUUAACGUGUGUAGACACCGUCUCAUAAUUAUCUUUUCAUUCGCACGGCAGUAGAAGUUUAACUUUAGUAUUUUCCUAAAUUAUCACCUGCCUGUGUUGCACUAAACGUUUGUUACAUUCAUCCAGAAACACAAGACGUAUACCUUCAUCGUUCGCCACUCUACUGCGUCGUUCCAGUGACAGUGUGUCAAAGCGCGGCGCCGGAACGUGGUCGAAAAUGGGCUCCUGUGAUAAAAUAUUAAAAAAAAAAAAAAAAAAACACUAAAAAAAGGAAAAAAUCGUGAAAAAAGAAUAGGCGCCUUCACACCCGGGGCGACGUCGAGCCUAAACGCGGGCGAAACAGAGACAUUCUACAAAUCUAGUGAAAUAUUCAAAUAAAUAUUGCGAAUAAUUAAUUAUUUGUAAUUAUAUUAUUAUAUAUAUAUUAUUAUUAUUAUUAUAAAGUGAAAUUAAUAUAAAAAUUGUACGUUGCGUUCGAGAUAUGCUGCCGUAGACGUAAAAGGGGGAUCAGAGAUGGGCAAAAUUCGUACUUAGAUCAAAAAUUGGAAUAACAAAUAAAAAGUACGUAAUUUUUUAUUCGUAAUUUAUUGAUUGAGAAAUGGAAUUUUAAUUGCGAGAAGCCUGUUUUUCAUUUAACGGACUUACAUGUAUAGAUUGUUCAUAAGCGUCAUUGUCAUUCAUUAUUCGAGUAAAAUUUUGACCAUCUCUGUGCGAAACUCGUUGUCUUUGGUAAAUCUUUGUUGAACGAGAACAGCACUUUUAAUGGGUUGAACGCUCUGAUGACGUCAGGUGUGCUUGCAGGAUUGGCGAACAAUAGAUUCCACUCUGAACGUAAAAGACGUCCGUCAAGGCGUUCAACCAGUUAAGGGGUCUUCUCGCUUCAGCGCUUCAAGAAAUGGGUCAUAUUUGCAAAUUUUUUUUUUUAGAAAUACUAUAUGUGUACGUCAGACCUUCCACAAAUUUGGCACUUAAUUUUGUUAAUAACUUAAUAAGAUUUUGGCAUCUGUAUAACUAGAAAAAUCGAUGUACAGUGACAGUGGGCGGAUCUAAACUUAUCGGGGCCUGAAUUAUGUACUUUGAGAGGGGCCCAAAUGUUAUUAUUAUGAAAAUAUAUUUAUCCUCCUACUAUUCUCUAUACGAGACACUCGGACAUUUGGACACUCAACGAUAACUUUACAAGUGUUAACUUUUGUAUUGAAUUAGAAAAAUAUUAAGAAGACUAUCUACACAAAGAACGUCAAUUUUCGGGAACAGAAAUUAUUGCUACUCUUCGACGUUUCUGAAGGUAAAAUGUCUCUUACUUUUAUCUUUACAAUUUUAGUUAGGUUCGGUAUUAUCCUUUCUACUAGCACCACCAAAGGAGGAAACGAUAAAUCAGCUGCUGACCUGCACAGGUGAUGAUGCGCAAGGAAUAUGCGCUGUCGACUGGUACAUGAAUAUAAUAUACAUACUUGCUCAACCAAAAUAAGUAUUGAAAAAUUCAAUUAGUCCUAUUUUUUGGCGCCUCUGAAGCGAAAAGACCCCUGAAAGAGUAACACGUGAGGAAUAUGGCGAUAGGGAACAGGGUUUUAUAAACUGCGAAAGCAUUUAAACGCGUCAGAAAGAAACACUGUGUCUUAACAGCCUCGUGAAAUCGACGGAAUUUAUUGCUGAACGCUAUAACGCGAGUUUUCAUUAAUGUUGAUCGUCCUUUGGGCCACAAGAGUUGACGAAAUUGUAACGUUGUUACACAAUUGAUUCUUGACUCUGUCGGUACGACUGUUGGCAAUGAUCAAUAGCUGUAAACAGAGAUGGGCAUCUGGAGGAAAGUCUCAAAUAAAUGAAAGAUUAACAACAGUUUGAGUUAGAAGAAAGACAUACAGUGGGUGUAAAAAGUAUUUGUACGCCGGUCAAUUUUCAAAAAGAACUAUGUAAAAUUGUAAUUUAUUAACUUACUUUUUAUAAACAAUGACAUUCUACAUAUUUUUCGGAAAUCUUUAGAAUAGAGUACCCAAAAAAUAGGUAUUUAUGUAAAUUGCGAAAUUAACAGGAAAAAAAACAAUUAUUCGAUAGAAAUAUUGAAGCAAUAAGUAAUGGCACAACUGUUUAAUUUUUAAAACUUCAUUAAGAAAAAAAGAAAUUUACAUUAAUUUAUAACUAUAUAAUACUUCCUUCGUGGAAUUUCCUUUUGAUGUUAUAAUCAUUGCAACUCUUUUAAGCAUUAAAUUAACUAAAUUAUUAGUUAUUCGAAGUGGGAUCUUCUUCCAUUCCUCUAUUCGAGCAAAAAAGGUUCUUACUCUAAAAAAAGUUUUUUUUAAUUAACAAGAAAAAAACAAUUAAUCGAUAGAAAUGUUGAAGCAAUAAGUAUUCGGAAAAUUGUUUAAAAGUACUUUAUUGGAAAUUUGAUGUUUUCUAAUUCGUACGGAGCAAUAAACUAAUGUGUUUACGUUACAAACUCUACUGUAAAUGGUUCGUCAUAAGAAUCGUACAAAUACUUUUGUACAAAUUGCUUCUAUACUUUUACCCACUUUUUGCAUUUUUUUUUGUUAAUUUCACAAAUUAUAUUAAUUAAUACAUGUUACUUGAAGUAUGUCUAUCUUAGAGAUUUCUGAGAAUACGUAAAAUAUCAGUGAUUAUAAAAAGAAGUUAAGAAACUACAAUUUCACACAAAAAGUUUUUUGUUAAUUGAUCGGUGUACGAAUACAUUCUACGCCCACUGUAUAACUAUUUUUAUUGAGCCAAUUUCUAUCUAAUCAUUAUUUAUUAUUUAUUAUUCCUGACUAUGAAACAUUAAAGAGCAUAAAUGCCCAUCUGUGAAA